AAUGGGGUGUUUCGGGAGGGCUUCCCAUCCGCCCCAGCGAAACUGAGACCCCGCACGAAGAGGGAAGUUCGGCCGCAAAUACCACUCGCCGUUUCUCUGCUUCAGUUUCUUUUGUCCCUAUUCCACGCACAGGGAGCUAAUCUAAGCCAUCAAAAUGGUUGAAGAACUGAGCAAGGAACAAGUCGAAAUGUUGAAGAAGGCCUUCGACAUGUUCGACAAAGACAAGAAAGGGUCCAUCAACACAAACAUGGUUGCCACCAUCUUGAGGACACUCGGACAAACGUUCGUGGAAAGCGAGUUAAGAGAACUAAUACAAGAAAUCGACGUGGACGGCAGCGGUGAGUUAGAGUUCGAUGAGUUCUUGGCACUGACAUCCAGGUUCUUGGUAGAAGAAGACGCGGAGGCCAUGCAGGAAGAGUUAAGGGAAGCGUUUCGUAUGUACGAUAAAGAAGGGAACGGGUAUAUUAAUGUUGCGGACUUACGAGAGAUCUUGCGAGCUCUCGAUGACAAGCUGACGGAAGAUGAGUUAGAUGAAAUGAUCGCUGAGAUUGAUACUGACGGUUCCGGAACCGUCGACUUCGAUGAGUUCAUGGAAAUGAUGACUGGUGAUUGAAGAACUUACCAUCUGCAACUUUUAUUGCGUCACUGGGGAUGAGACCAUCACAAAAUAAAGAUCCAAGAAAAGCAACCACGAUACAAACUUCAGAGAGCUGGAAACAUACAUAAUCAUUUUCCUGUGUAUAAACUUUAAAUAGUAUUGAAAAAAUUUCUUUCAUCAUAUAUUUUGGGGGGGGGUGAAAUGUGUUUACAUUAAUAAUAUCAACUUUUUAAAAAAAAUGCGUGUUUGAAAUAAAUGAAAUAUGUACUUAGAGCCUACUUAUUCAAUGUAAAAACGUCAAUUGAUAUAAAAUGACUUUGGAAAUAAAAUCACUAUUAUUUUUUU
Messenger RNA from Argiope bruennichi, 943 nucleotides. Its product is annotated as troponin C. NCBI's taxonomy places the organism in Eukaryota, Metazoa, Arthropoda, Arachnida, Araneae, Araneidae. The transcript is spliced from 5 exons. The record is from RefSeq and is a predicted model, not a curated record. Gene Ontology annotation, molecular function: enzyme regulator activity; calcium ion binding. The coding region runs from base 155 to 613 and encodes 152 amino acids.